Messenger RNA from Penicillium riverlandense, 387 nucleotides. RefSeq names its product serine palmitoyltransferase small subunit family protein. The transcript has 2 exons. Bases 1 to 387 code for a protein of 128 amino acids. The record is from RefSeq and is a predicted model, not a curated record. Lineage: Eukaryota; Fungi; Ascomycota; Eurotiomycetes; Eurotiales; Aspergillaceae.
AUGACCAUCAUCCUCUACUUCCUAACGGCCUUGGUCCGCUGGAUCCGGUUGAAGAUCUACCAGUACGAGGUGACCUUUGCAAUCUACAUGCUCACCCCGACGGAAAAAAUCAUCUUCAACUCCCUCCUUCUCACCCUCGUCACCAUGAUCGCUACCGGCAUCUACAUCUACCUGCCCGAUCACCUCCGUUCCAUCUACGGCCACCUGUACUACUACUGGGCCGGCGAGCGCCCGCUCAUGGUCACCCGCUUCGCAUCCAUCAAUUCCGUAUUCGGGGAGACGGCGACACAGAAUUUGAAAGUUGUGUACGAGACGGCGAAGAACGCUGCUGCCGCCGCUGCGGCUAAUACCGCCCCCGCGGAGCAUUUCGUCGGCGGCGAGCUGUGA